Molecule: messenger RNA, 2121 nt
Organism: Bombus impatiens (common eastern bumble bee)
Lineage: Eukaryota; Metazoa; Arthropoda; Insecta; Hymenoptera; Apidae
Gene: NO66
Product: ribosomal oxygenase 1
Exons: 6
Coding region: 182-2062 (626 amino acids)
Cellular component (GO): nucleolus
Molecular function (GO): histone H3K36 demethylase activity; histone H3K4 demethylase activity
Source: RefSeq, a predicted model, not a curated record
ACUGCUAUCUAUCUGGUAUAACCACGUGUUGUGGCAGGACCGUGGUUGUAAGUAGUAACUUAUGAUCUUGUGACAGUGAUAAAUUCAAUUUGAGAGUUUUUAUGGCAUCAAUAAUAUUAGCUAGCUGCUAAAUUUGAUCGGAUUAUAAUCAUAAAGUUCAUGUAGAUGUGUACAUUUCACGAUGCUUAAAUGUCAGGAACCAACAUCUGCAUUUGCAAUGUAUGCUAUGAAACGUAAAAAUGCAGAAUUAUCAUCAAAUUCAAAGAGAUUAAAGAGAAAACACAGUCUUCCAGAAAAACGAGUAGGUUUAAAAAAUGAUGCACAUUUGAAAAUACGAAGAAAGGCAAAACAAGCACCUGUGCAUAAAAGUGAUCAAGAGAUAAAUAAGAUUCCAAGAACAAUAAAUAAAAUUCAAAAUGUAAAUGGAAAGAAUAAUCUAAUAUCUAAAAAGACUAAUUCUUUUGUGUCUUCUAAGAAAAAUAAAUCAAUUCAAAAACCAAUACAUAAAGGAGAUAAAAAAAUGGCUAUAAUUCCUAGUUCAAAGAAAAUUGAAUCAAAAAAAAAAUUAAGAAAUUCUGUUUUAAUGGUAAAAAGCGGUGUUGCAAAAAUGAAACAGAUUAAACAGAAGCAACAGAAACAAAUUAAAAGCAAAAUAUUAAUAAAAAAGAAUACUCGAAAGACUGCUUAUGCCAAUUGUAACAUAACUGAAGAAAAUCAUGAGAAUCCACUAAUAACGAGUCGCUCGAUGUUUGAAUGGUUAAUACAUCCUAUGAAAGUAGAAGAUUUUUUUGAAAAUAAUUGGGAAAAAACACCUGUCCAUGUAAAGAGAAAUUUUCAUAAGUAUUAUAAAUUGCUUAUGUCUACUCCAAUGUUGGAUAAAAUAUUAAGGGAAUCUCAUAUUUUAUUUACAAAAAAUAUUGAUAUUACCUCGUAUGAAAAUGAUGUAAGAGAAACGCAUAAUCCUGUUGGCCGUGCAAUUCCAAGCGUUGUUUGGGACUAUUAUAUGAAUGGAUGUUCUGUUAGAAUGUUAAAUCCACAAACAUACAUACCAAAGUUACAUUCCUUAAAUGCCACGCUACAAGAAUUUUUUGGCUGCUUUGUUGGUGCAAAUUCCUAUUUAACACCCCCUAAUAGCCAAGGUUUUGCUCCACAUUAUGACGAUAUUGAAGCCUUUAUAUUACAAAUUGAAGGUAAAAAGAGAUGGAGAUUGUACAAACCACGGAAUGAAAAUGAAUAUUUGCCAAGGUAUUCCUCGAAGAAUUUCUCACAAUCUGAAAUUGGUGAACCUAUAUUAGAUACAGUUGUAAAUGCAGGAGAUUUGUUAUAUUUUCCACGAGGAACGAUUCAUCAAGGUGAAACUAUUGACAAUACACAUAGUCUCCAUAUUACAUUAAGUGUUUACCAAAAAAACAGUUGGGGUGACUUUUUGGAGAAGUUACUUCCAAAUGCAUUAACAACUGCUAUAGAAGCAGAUAGUGAAUUUCGAAAGGGAUUACCUAUUGAUUACCUAAGACAAUGUGGAUUUGCAUAUUCUGAUAUUCAGAACAAUGCCAAGGAUGAGUUCAAGGAAAGAAUAAAACAUUUAUUUAAUAAAUUAAUAGAAUAUAUUGACAUAGAUAAAGCUGCAGAUUUAAUGGCAAAAAAUCAUAUUCAUGAUUGUUUACCACCUAUUAUUUCUGAAAGUGAACAGGAAUGCUCUGCUGUUCAAGAUGGCGAAAAGAUGAUUGAAAAUGGAAUUGUUGAAAACAGGGUAGAGAUAGAACCUGAUACUAGAAUUCGAUUAUUAAGGUCUCAUUGUAUAAGGUUAAUUAAAGAGGAUGAGACAUUUAGGAUAUAUUAUUCGAGUGAAAAUUCUAAAGAAUAUCACGAGUAUGAACCACAAUUUUUAGAAGUUGGUGAAGAAUUUGUACCUGCUAUACGAGAUAUGAUAUUGCGAUAUCCUGACUUUAUACGCGUAGAAGAUUUGCCAAUUGAUAGUGAAGAUAAUAAGAUACAGAUAGUUAAAGAUCUUUGGGAAAAAUGUCUUCUUGUAACAGAAAAUCCAUUAUGUAUUUUGGAAUAAUCACAUAUUUUAAAUAAUAUGUACAAAAAUCAAUAAAAAAAUAAAUACUAAAGCUCAAA